This is a messenger RNA of Pelodiscus sinensis (Chinese soft-shelled turtle), 2799 nucleotides long. The record is from RefSeq and is a predicted model, not a curated record. NCBI's taxonomy places the organism in Eukaryota, Metazoa, Chordata, Testudines, Trionychidae.
UCCCGGGAGCGCCGGCGUCUUUCCACCCUCGCUGCGCCCGGCUCCCUUGCAAAGCUCCGCACCCCCAGCCCAGCCCGCGCGCCUUCUCCCCGCGCCUGGGUGCGAGGCGAGCUCCGGCCCAGAACGCAGCGCCUGGCUCCAGGCACGACCCCACCAUCCGCCUCCCUUGCCAGUGCUUCCAUCUGCCCUGCUUACCGCCGCUCCCUGGGAGGCUCCGUCCUCCCCAAGCCCCUUGGCUGGGCUGCCCUGCGCUUGUGUCCUGCCUGAUGCCUGGCUGGUGAUUCUUGAGGGGUGCGAGUGGCUUUCCUGGGUGUUCCUGCAGCGCACGCGUCCUAACCCUCCUGCAGGGCUCUGGGCCAGGCUGUGAAGCUAGGGUUGGGUCAGCUGCUGGGCUCUUUAAACCAGUAGUUCUCAAACUUUUCGGGCUCCGGACCCCUUUAGAUGUGUAAAAUGUAUGCGGCGCCCCAGCGGUCCACUGAUUGCUGAUGAGCUGCUGGGCGUCUGGGCAGAGAUCACAGAGAUGCACCAGCUCCAGAGGAUGAGGAGGCUUGUGGGGGCCAAUUGCCUGCUCCGGAGAUGCAGCGCUACUUGGAGGAGCUCUACCAAAAAUGCAUCUUUUUCAGAAGUGCUGCAACUGGAGGAUAAAAAGCUCACUGGUCUAGUUUUCCCUCUCCAGGGGCUAGAAAAAUAUCUAACCCCCGGUGUGAAUACGGCAAGUUUCCGGACUUUCAACCCUAGCCUGGAUGACAUCCACAGGGCAGAGGCGCUUUUCAAACCCUCCAGCAAACAUGUGAUUGAUUAUUUCAGUUCUGCUGUCCGCAUGGAUCAUGCCCCACAGCUGUCGCAGCCAGAGGUGUGCUUUGUGGGCAGAAGCAAUGUUGGGAAAUCCUCCUUAAUAAAGGCCUUGUUUUCAUUGGCUCCCGAAGUUGAAGUCAGAGUGUCAAAAACUCCAGGCCACACAAAGAAAAUGAAUUUCUUCAAAGUGGGGAAAUACUUUACAUUGGUGGACAUGCCAGGCUAUGGCUACAGAGCUCCCCAAGACUUUGCUGACAUGGUGGAAGCCUAUUUACAGGAGCGUCGGAACUUGAAGAGGACAUUCUUAUUAGUGGACAGCUUGGUAGGAUUUCAAAAAGCAGACCACAUCGCCAUAGAAAUGUUGAAGGAGUUUGGGAUCCCUUAUGCUCUGGUGUUAACCAAAAUCGACAAAGUUCCCAAAGGACUGUUGGUUAAAAAUGUACUAGAGAUCCAAGACUUUGCAGAGAAACGAAUGCAUGGGUGCUUUCCUCAACUCUUCCCAGUAAGAUGAGACUGGCAGAAGCAGCACAAUAUGAUGGUGGGCCAUGCGGUGUGAGUUAGGGAAGUUAAAAGGCAUUUAAUCAGCUAAUCAAACAGUCAAUGGAAUUUCAAUUGACAAGUCGAUUAGUUGAUAAGGCAGGAGGGACUGCAGAACCUCAGUGUGGCUAACUCCCAGCCCUGGGAGCUAACCCUGGUGUGGCUCUGCAUUGUAAAUGUAUUAAGAGCGUCAGGCUUUUAAUACAUUCAAAAGGCUGAAGCUUAGUGGGGUGGGGACCAGGUGCUAGCUGGGAAUCAGCUGAUUUCUGGCUCAUGCCUGGUCUCCUGCUACACUUCUGCCUCCCUGUUGAGUCACUAGUUGCUUACAUCCCUAGUUUGCAUGCCUGAGACCACCAAACUCAUUUUAAACAGACCACAUAUGGGCAAUAUCUUGGGGCCAGGUUUGUAAUGAUAGUUGCUUUCUUAUGCAUCAGAAGGAUAGUACUUGCAAUUAUGCUGUCCCAUACAAAUUAAUGCUACUUUGCCCUACGACUGUACACAAAAUAUCCCCUCUGCAUGUGAGUGGGAAUGGACAGAGGCUAACAUGCAGUUCUGCUCUGAAAGAUUAAGCUAAAUGGCACCUUUGUGUAAUUGCUUUGCUUCCUGAGUUGUAACUUUAACUUUGGAAUUCUUAUCCUGUUAGUCUAUACAACUCGGGGAGAGGGAGCUGGGUUCUGUUUUGUAUCCAACAGAACAGGUAGCCAGUUUCCAAUUUCAGGCCCAGAUCUGCCCUUGGUUAAAUCUGUACCACAUUACUGAACCCAGCUGCAUGGUACAAAUGUACAGAAUGGAAUUUGGCAUAUAGAAUCUUGGAUAGGUUGGCGGCUGUGUUGGAAAGAAUCCAGCUUGACUUUCAGCUUCUGGGGUGGGACUGUGGCAACUUAAAAAAAAUCUUUGUGUAAAUAGAGCAAGGUUGAUGCUGACAAGUAUGUUAAGGCCCAGAGCCACAAAGCUCUUGGAGCCGCCACCCAGCUCUCACUAUAUUUAAAAGGCAGGGCUGCAGCAGUUCCGGUCCCAGUUUGUGCUGGCUCUGGGAGCCACUUGUGCUGUGGCUCUGUAUUUUAAAUGUAGUGAGAGCUGGGAGGCAGCUCCAGGAGCUACCCCCACUGUGGCUCUGCAGAGUGCCUCCCCUUAUUGACUACACAAUUAGCCAAAUACCCACUCCUUAAUAUCCUUACCCUAGACCUGUGCUUUUAGUAUCAGAUCUGCUUUCCAAGCGUCACUGUGCCCUUAUUUAUUUCAUAUUAUGUGGUCUUAGGAUUCUUUUAAUGGGGGGAAAUCCCGUGUAACAUUCUUCCCUUUUAAAAAACAGUUGCUGCAGAGAGCGUGAGUAAAAAAUAUUAAACAUCUUGUUUUGACUGUCUUGUGAAGUUAAAUUUUUAUCAAGAUUUGCUGCAUUCAAGCAUCAGUUGCAGAGUAUAGCAGCAACUGGUUUUCAUUACUGCAGCACUAAACUAAAUGGAAGAA